Messenger RNA from Ictalurus punctatus (channel catfish), 3995 nucleotides. RefSeq names its product vesicle-fusing ATPase. Gene Ontology annotation, biological process: Golgi to plasma membrane protein transport; intra-Golgi vesicle-mediated transport; SNARE complex disassembly. The record is from RefSeq and is a predicted model, not a curated record. The transcript has 22 exons. The coding region runs from base 138 to 2456 and encodes 772 amino acids. Gene Ontology annotation, cellular component: Golgi stack. Lineage: Eukaryota; Metazoa; Chordata; Actinopteri; Siluriformes; Ictaluridae. Gene Ontology annotation, molecular function: ATP hydrolysis activity; ATP binding.
AUUGGUCUUUCACUCUGCACAAUAAAGGGCAAACCGCCUAGCAUCAACAAAUACUUCAGCUUGAAACUUUUCCAUGAGCGUCCUCUGGUUUGCUUGUUGUCCAAAAAAGCUGAAAAGACUCGUGCAGGUCUGACAGGAUGGAGCAUGGAGAAGAUGGGAAGGAGUAUAGAGCUGAUAGCACGGAGUGUGGGACUAAUAGCGUGGACUGUGGAUCUAAGCAUGGAACGAUGCAAGCGGCUCGAUGCCCUACUGAUGAGCUGUCAUUAACAAACUGCGCAGUGGUGAGUGAGAAGGACCUGCAGUCUGGACAGCAUGUGAGUGUUAAAACCACUCCAAACCACAAGUUUGUGUUCACAGUGAAGAGUCAUCACACGGUAACACCUGGAACUGUAGCAUUCAGCUUACCACAGAGGAAAUGGGCCGGACUCUCUAUUGGACAGGAAGUGGAAGUAACAAACUAUAAUUUUGACAAAUCAAAGCAAUGUAUCGGUGCAAUGAUGAUCGAGAUUGACUUCCUGCAGAAGAAAAGCACUGACACAUCCCCAUAUGAUUCUGAUAAAAUGGCAAGUGAAUUCAUUCAGCAGUUCAAUAACCAGGCCUUCACCGUGGGACAGCAGUUGGUGUUCAGUUUCUGUGAUAAACUUUUUGGCCUGGCAGUGAAGAAUAUUGAGGCAAUGGAUGCGAGCAUACUGAAGGGAGAGACAGCGACUGGAAAAAAACAAAAGAUUGAGAUUGGUCUGUUGGUGGGUAACAGUCAGGUGAUCUUUGAGAAAGCCGAAAGUUCCUCCCUUACACUUGUUGGGAAGGCCAAAACCAAAGAAGCACGUCAGACAAUUAUUAAUCCGGACUGGAACUUUGAGCGCAUGGGCAUCGGCGGCCUGGAUAAAGAGUUUUCAGACAUCUUCCGGAGAGCAUUCGCCUCACGAGUCUUUCCUCCUGACAUAGUGGAACAGAUGGGAUGUAAGCAUGUUAAAGGUAUUCUCCUCUUCGGUCCUCCUGGUUGUGGUAAGACUCUGAUGGCGAGACAGGUCGGUAAGAUGUUGAACGCCCGUGAGCCGAAAGUCGUAAACGGACCAGAGAUUCUCAAUAAGUAUGUCGGAGAGUCUGAGGCCAACAUCAGGAAACUGUUCGCUGAUGCUGAGGAGGAGCAGAAGAGGUUGGGUGCUAACAGCGGGCUGCACAUUAUCAUUUUUGAUGAGUUGGAUGCCAUCUGUAAGCAGCGUGGUACAGCAGCAAGCAGCACCGGAGUCCAUGACACUGUGGUCAAUCAGCUGCUAUCCAAAAUUGACGGUGUGGAGCAACUCAACAAUAUCCUUGUUAUAGGAAUGACUAACAGACCCGAUCUAAUAGACGAUGCUUUGAUGAGACCCGGCAGGUUUGAAGUGAAAAUGGAGAUCGGUCUGCCGGAUGAGAAGGGUCGCCUCCAGAUCCUCAGCAUUCACACGGCUAAAAUGCGUGAGUUUAACCUGCUAGCAUCGGAUGUGGACCUGAAGGAACUGUCAAUUGAAACAAAGAACUACAGUGGUGCUGAACUGGAGGGAUUAGUGAGAGCUGCACAAUCAACCGCCAUGAACCGACACAUCAAGGCCACAGCCACAGUGGAAGUAGACCUGGAGAAAGCUGAGAAGCUGCAGGUGUGCAGAGCUGAUUUUAUGGGAUCGCUAAACAAUGACAUCAAACCUGCGUUUGGUACGAAUCAGGAGGAUUAUGCGAGCUACAUUAUGAACGGCAUUAUUAAAUGGGGCGAUCCAGUGAGUCAUGUGCUGGAUGAUGGAGAGCUGCUUGUUCAACAAACCAAGAACAGCGACAGAACUCCGCUGGUAUCCGUGCUGGUUGAAGGUCCUUCUCACAGCGGGAAAACGGCGUUAGCUGCUAAAAUCGCAGAAGAUUCAGAGUUUCCUUUCAUUAAGAUCUGCAGCCCUGAUAAAAUGAUCGGCUUCUCCGAGAUUUCAAAAUGUCAAGCCAUCAAAAAGAUUUUUGAUGAUGCUUAUAAGUCCCAGCUCAGCUGUGUGGUGGUGGACGACAUUGAGCGCCUGCUGGAUUACGUUCCCAUUGGCCCAAGAUUCUCUAACCUCGUCCUCCAAGCACUGCUGGUUUUACUGAAGAAAGCACCACCUCAUGGCCGUAAGCUGCUCAUCAUCGGCACCACAAGUCGUAAAGACGUCCUGCAGGAGAUGGGGAUGCUCGACGCCUUCAGCACUACCAUACACAUCCCCAACAUCAGCAACGGAAACCACCUGGUGGAGGCGCUAGAGCUGUUGGGCAGCUUCACGGAUGCAGAAAGAGCAACUAUCGCCCAGCAGGUAAAGGGAAAGAAAGUGUGGAUUGGAAUUAAGAAACUCCUCAUGCUCAUCGAGAUGUCCCUGCAGAUGGAUCAGGAGUAUCGUGUCAGCAAAUUCCUCUCUCUGCUGCGGGAUGAGGGAGCGUUGGAUGAGAGCAAUCACAUCCUAAUUUAACAUCUCCAUGCCUACUGAGAUCACGGCUUCUAAGAGGAAAGAGUGAAGCUCCGACUCACACCUCAUCAUUCUUUACCCUUCGUCGUAACCCCCUCACACACACACAAACCACACUGUGUGUAGUGUCUUGUGCUUUGUGAGCUACUGUUCUGGAUAUUUAAUAAAUACAGUAUAUAAAGAUGUACAAACUCAUCACUAUACACACUAUUCUGUAUUGUGCAUGUGUGUGUGAAUGUGUCAUAUAUUUAGAGCUUCUAUAUCAUGCAGGUGGGUGAUAUGUGAGUGAAAUCUUGAAAUCUAAGUGCGUAGUUGUGUUGUAACACACACUGACGAUGUUACAUUGAUGACUGAGUUGUGGUGUACAUUUACACUGUGCUCUGUGUGUGUGUGUGUGUGUGUGUGUGUGUGUGUUAGAGCUUUAAUCAGGACUGAAAUGUUGAUCGUGAUAAUGUUCUAUCCGACCUGACCUGGCCCACCACACCAGAGACUAAGAGAUCACCAGAGAUCUAGAUUUUAAAAUCCAAAGCUAGUGUUACAGGAGCACCUCUUAGCACUGGUUAGCAGAUCUUUACAGACUCUUUCUUGUCAUCUUUUACCAGUUAUCCCCUUGUUCAUACAUACGAAAUGAUGGUUAAACGUACACCUAAAAAAAAACCUUUUUUAACUGCUUUAAAAGUUACAAGAGUCACAGAUGUUCACUUGUGCUUUUAUUGUCUGUUAUAUGUGCUAAGCUAGCUAAUUUAGAAUAAUUAGGUGUUAGCUAGCUAGCUGAUUCUCUCUGCCAAGUUUAGCUGGCGAUGUUAGUGCGCUAGAGUUGGCUGUUUUAUGUGAUGAGGUUAAUUAGUCUCAGCUCUCUAAACCACCAUGCAACUGAGUAACUGUGUACACAAUGUCGAUGUGGAGCGCUAGAGCUCAUUUGUAGUUAGACUAGUCUGCUAACUUUUAAACAACAUUGUCAAUCCGCGCACAUGAACACUACAGAACACUGAGUUCAGGGGUUUUCAUUUAAAUGUAUGAUUUAAAUGCAUGAUUUAAACUUGUGCUGUGUCAGCUUUAUUAUGGAGCAAACUAUGGGCUGUAAGGGAUAAAAUGCAAGUCAAAACCUGUUAAAUGUGUGAGUGUGUGUGUUUAGAUGGUGGGAUGGAAAACUUUCAACCUGAGAAGUAUUUGACAAACAAAUGGUUCAGUCAGCCAGCUCAAGCUUUAGUGUGUGUGUAUGUGUGUGUGAGUGCGUGUGUCCUGAAGCCAGUGUUUAUAUCACCCGAGUAUUUUGAUGUGUAUAAAAUGAACAAUCUGAAAUAUAAUCUCUCUCCCUGUCUUGCUCUAGUGUCUCUCACUUUCUAAAUCCACCAUGUGUGUGUGUGUAAGAGAGUGAGAUUGUAAUGUUGUUUGGUGUGUAUUAAAUAUUGUUUAGUAAUGAUCAAUGAUGACUUAUUUAUUUGGCUUGUGUACUGCUCAGUGAUUAGUGCUUGAUGUUCACAGAUGUGAUGUCAUGAAUAUUAAUAUUGUGUUACUGCAAUAAACACACACAGACAGAAA